Messenger RNA from Juglans regia (Persian walnut), 2280 nucleotides. RefSeq names its product LEAF RUST 10 DISEASE-RESISTANCE LOCUS RECEPTOR-LIKE PROTEIN KINASE-like 2.3. Bases 60 to 2147 code for a protein of 695 amino acids. Gene Ontology annotation, biological process: protein phosphorylation. Lineage: Eukaryota; Viridiplantae; Streptophyta; Magnoliopsida; Fagales; Juglandaceae. The transcript is spliced from 7 exons. Gene Ontology annotation, molecular function: polysaccharide binding; protein kinase activity; ATP binding. The record is from RefSeq and is a predicted model, not a curated record.
GUUCACAGCUGUGGAAGCUAUGCGCUAUACUCUCUCUCUCUCUCUCUCCCUCUCCCAGAAUGAAGACAGGUGUACUGUCCCUUCCUGCAGAACUCAUGGCCCUUAUCGUUCUAGUUGUGCUACUUCUUCAUCAAACUUGCAGUGCUACGGAUUCAAAUCCGGCCUGUGUUCCUUCUUCCUGCGGCAAUAUCCCCAACAUAAGCUCUCCAUUUCGAUUGCAAAACGAUCCUCCAAACUGCGGCAACCCAAGCUAUACCCUGUCAUGUCAGGACAACCAAACUGUGUUAUACUUAUUCUCCGUAGAACACUACGUACAGGAAAUCAAUUACACUUCCCAAACAAUCCGAGUUGUAGACUCGGGUAUUCAAAAAGAUAAUUACUCCUACAUCCCUGGUUAUCAUUUCGAUUUAUGGAAAGAUACUCCAUAUUAUCCGCAGAAUGAGAGAGAAAACAUGGUUUUCUUAAAUUGUGAAAAGCGAGUGAAUUCCUCACAGUAUCUGAACAAAUCUACUUGCUUUGGCAAUAGAGCGUAUGCUUCCAACUCAUCUUCAUCCCAGCCUGAGGCCGGGUUUAGAUAUGUGAUAUAUAACCAGACGAAAGCAGGGGUUGUGGAGGACUUGUGCCAAGUAGAGCAUAUAUUCCCGACAUCGUGGCCGUCAGUCCGCAACCUGCUACCAGAAGACUCAAGUAGUAUUUCCUGCACAGACUUGCACAACCUAUUGCUAUACGGUUUUGAGCUUUCUUGGUGGACCCCGUCUACAUAUUGCGGAAACUGCGGCAUCUUCGAGUUUAGCGUACAACGUUAUUGCUGCAAAAGACAUACCGGAAUCCUUGGAAUACCAUUUUGGGUUUUCAGAGCUUUACGUGGCUUACUGGGUCAUUUAUACAGCGUUAUUCAGGAUAAAGUAAAGCAGACAGACCGUGGACGUCGGAUUGAUAAUCGUAUCACAUAUUAUAUAGAUGGAGUUAGUUAUAAAGGAUCCCUAAUACAAGUACUAAUGAUCAUUAUUAUCGACCUCGGAGUAUGCCACCAUGGAGCAAAAAUUAUAAUGGGGACCCCAUUUGUGCUUGCAUUCUUGAUAUAUAAAUGGCGCAGGAGACAUUUAUCAGCGUUUGACAUCAUUGAAGAAUUUUUACAAAAUAACAACAAUCUCAUGCCAAUAAGGUAUUCGUACUCAGAAGUUAGGAAAAUGACUAAAAAUUUUAAAGAUAAAAUAGGUGAAGGUGGCUAUGGCACUGUCUUUAAGGGAACACUUCGAAGUGGUCGACUUGUAGCUAUAAAGAUGUUAGGUAAGUCCAAAGCUAACGGGCAAGAGUUUAUUAGUGAAGUUACAACAAUUGGAAGGAUUCAUCACAUUAAUGUAGUGCAACUAAUUGGCUUUUGUGUUGAGGGAUCAAAACGUGCUCUUAUAUAUGAGUUCAUGCCCAAUGGAUCUCUCAAUAAAUACAUUUUUUCACAAGAAGGAAGUAUUCUUCUAAGCUACGAGAAAAUGCAUGAUAUUGCUUUGGGAGUUGCUCAUGGUAUUGAGUAUUUGCAUCGAGGAUGUCAAAUGCAGAUUCUGCAUUUUGAUAUCAAGCCUCACAAUAUUCUGCUCGAUGAAGACUUUACUCCUAAGGUUUCUGACUUUGGUCUAGCAAAAUUGUAUCAUAUGGAUGACAAUACUAUUUCUUUAACUGCUGUAAGAGGAACGUUAGGAUAUAUGGCUCCUGAGUUGUGCUACAAAAAUAUUGGAAGCAUCUCAUACAAAGCUGAUGUUUAUAGUUUUGGAAUGUUAUUGAUGGACAUGAUGGGUAGGCGAAAGAACAUGAAUGCAAUUGCAGACCAAUCAAGUAAAUACUUUCCCACUUAUGUCUAUGAGGAAGUGCAAGAUGAAAAUGGCAUAAAAAUAGAAAAUGCCACGGAAGAUGAAAAGAAAAUAGCCAAGCAGAUUAUUAUAGUUGCGUUAUGGUGUAUACAGAUGAAACCAAACGAUCGUCCUUCAAUGAAUAAAGUUGUAGAAAUGCUUGAAGGGGGUAUUGAAAGGUUACAAAUACCUCCCAAGCCUUUUCUAUCAUCACCGGAGAGACAACCAGAAGAUAUUGAAGACAAUUCAAAUCAAACUUUCCUGUCAAGUCAAUAUACUCAAUCGUCGAUCCAAAGUAAUUGAUAUGUUGAUUGUUGGUUUUACAUGGGGAACCUAUUAGUUGUAACCAAGAAGAAAAUCUUGUAAUAUUUGACAUGCAACAUAUGAUUGUUUUCCUUAUUCCCAUUAUCUUUUACUUGGAAAUUUUAUUUGCUCA